Messenger RNA from Prorocentrum cordatum, 1315 nucleotides. Lineage: Eukaryota; Dinophyceae; Prorocentrales; Prorocentraceae. The record is from the annotation of a GenBank genome assembly.
GUGCCGCGAGGCGCCGCGAGGGCGGGCGUUCGCCGCGGCCGCCGCGCAGUUGUUCGUGGACGACAGGGGCCCCGACAAGCAGAUCCUGGUGGAGCUCGUAAGGCCCCAGCACUCCCACUCGGACACCGAUCGUCGCGACAGCAGCUUCGAUCUUCGGCGCUCUGGGAAGUUCGAGGACGCCCCUCUGGAGCUCCUCAAGUCCCCCUGGAAGGUCUGCGGGGGGGUCGAGUGGAAGCGGCCCUGCGCGGCCAUGCCCGUCCUCGAGGCCGAAGCCCUACUGUGCGGCGUCCGCCACCAGUUGCGUUCCGUCGACAACCUGGGCUCGAGGUGGGUCGCGUCAGAGCUGAAACCGGCCGAAUGGCCGUCGCGGGGCCGCGGCGCCCCCGGCGACCCCUUGGCCGGCCUCCGCCGCGAGCUCUUGGACGCGGCAGCCGAGGGCAGGGAUGCUGGCGCGUGGCAGGCCCGACAGGCCGGGGCCCGGCUGGCCGCGGCCCGCCCGCCCGUGGGCGACGUGGGGCUGCUCCGACGGGCGUCGGUCUCGGCCGAGACGCAGGCCCAGUACUGUCUUUACCUGGCCGCCCUGGACCGCUCCUGCGACACUCAGGGCGGCCCCCGGCCGUGCACGGAGGAGGAGUGGGACAUGCUGACAUCGGGGCUGAUGGAGAUCAUGUUCAUGCAGGGCGGGUCCCUGAACUCGGGCGCGAAGCUCCUGGCGUCGGCCCAGUUGGCCGAGCCGCGGCAGGGGCGGCUGGGCGGAGGACGGAUGCCCAUCAGCCGCCAGUGCCUCCGGGUAUGGCGCCGCGCGGCGCCAGCGGGGGGCCGGCUGCCUCUGCCGUGCGACGUGGUGGCCCUGCUGGCGUGCUGGAUGAUCUGCCGCGGGCAGAGAGCCCAGGCCCUGGCCGUCCUGAUGAUGAUGGAGCUGUACCUGCGCCCGGGCGAGCCCUUCUUGCUCCGGUGGGUGCCCACGUCGGUCCUGCUGCGCCCUGUCGAGAUGCGCACCCCGUCGAAGAACCAGGAGUUCGACCAGACCAUCGUGCUCGACUUCGUCCGGCAGGAGGCGCUCGCGGAGGCCCUGGUGCAGUUGGGCCAGGCCCUCGAGGAGGCGGCGGCCGCGCGGCGGCUGAAGCCCCUCGGGCCGCUAGACGCCUACCGCUUCUGGCGCGCGGGGGCGAGCGUCGACUUCGCGACCGGGGCGCGGCGGCUGGAGGAGAUCCAGCGCCGCGGGCGGUGGCGGUCGUCGCGCAGCCUUCGGCGCUACGAGCGCGGCGGACGCCUGGCCGAGCUCUUGCGCCGGCUGCCGUCCGACGUGCAGCGC